Messenger RNA from Beauveria bassiana ARSEF 2860, 753 nucleotides. RefSeq names its product copper homeostasis protein cutC. The record is from RefSeq and is a predicted model, not a curated record. The transcript has a single exon. NCBI's taxonomy places the organism in Eukaryota, Fungi, Ascomycota, Sordariomycetes, Hypocreales, Cordycipitaceae. The coding region runs from base 1 to 753 and encodes 250 amino acids. Gene Ontology annotation, molecular function: copper ion binding.
AUGGUCCUGCCACUCGAGGUCGCCGUCUUCAACACCUCCGACGCACUCAACGCCAGCCACCACGGCGCCGCCCGCGUCGAGAUAAACGCACCCGACAGCUACUCCCUCGGCGGCCUCACUCCGCCUGCCUCUCUACCCGCCCCCUCCGACCUGUCGAUCCCCGUGCGGGUCAUGAUCCGGCCGCGCGGGCCUCCGCCCUCCGGUCCCGACUUUCUCUACGCGCCCGCCGAGAUUGACGCCAUGCGCGCCGAUAUAGCGCGCCUCGUGCCGGUCAUGCACACCAGCCGCGGCGACGGCUUCGUCUUUGGGGUGCUGAAGCGGAAAGGGACAGAGGAAGAAGAAGAAGAAGGAGAGGAGCAUCUCGAAAUCGACGUGGAGACGUGCGCGGAGCUAGUGCGCCUCGCGCGGCCGUUUGAAUGCACGUUUCACCGCGCGUUUGACUUGGUGCGCAAUGUGGACGAGGGCGUCGAGGCGCUGAUUCGGUGCGGCUUCGCGGGCGUGCUGACGGCGGGCGGAAGGGCCGAGGGCGGGUGCGCGGCGAACCUGGACAGGCUGGAGAGCAUCUGCGACCGCGUCGCGGGCAGGAUGGAGGUGGUCGCAGGCGGCGGCGUGCGGCACCACAACGCCCGGGCGCUGGCGGCGAGGCUGGCGAGGUACCAACGGGUGUGGUUGCACACGGCGGCCAUGGGCGUGGAGGGGACGACGAUGGAUAAAGACGAGCUGAUUCGAUUGACAGAGGGGCUAGCGACUUGA